Scomber scombrus (Atlantic mackerel) is the source of this 933-nucleotide messenger RNA. Its product is annotated as olfactory receptor 52N2-like. Gene Ontology annotation, biological process: G protein-coupled receptor signaling pathway. The record is from RefSeq and is a predicted model, not a curated record. Gene Ontology annotation, cellular component: membrane. The coding region runs from base 1 to 933 and encodes 310 amino acids. Gene Ontology annotation, molecular function: olfactory receptor activity; G protein-coupled receptor activity. Lineage: Eukaryota; Metazoa; Chordata; Actinopteri; Scombriformes; Scombridae. The transcript has a single exon.
AUGGAGCCGCGGACGGAGAACAUCACCUCACACCAGCUCUUCAUCCUGAACGGCUUCAAUGAGCUGGGAGCUCUUCGUCCCGUCCUCUUCGUCCCGUUCUUCAUCAUGUUCGUGGUGUCUCUGUCGGCUAACUCUCUGCUGCUGUACGUGGUCGUCUCUCAGAGGAGCCUCCACUCGCCCAUGUACGUGCUCAUCGCCGGCAUGGCCUGCGUGGACGUGUGCCUGCCGCUGUUCUUCGUGCCCGGCAUGCUGUUCAGCUUCCUGUUCGACUGGAGGGGAAUCUCUCUGAUUGGCUGCCUGGUUCAGAUUUACUUUGUCCAUUUGUUGGGAGCCUUUCAGUCCACUCUGCUGCUGCUGAUGGCUCUGGACCGAUACUUUGCCAUCUGCGUGCCGCUCUACUACCACCAACGCAUGGCAUUACCCGGAUUCCUCCGGUUUGUGAUUCCACUGGUGGUGAGAAACGUCCUCCUGGUGGCGCUGGUGGUGAUUCUGGCCGGGUCGCUGCCGUUCUGCUCUGUAAACGUUAUAAAUCACUGUUUCUGUGAGCACAUGGCGCUGGUGGAGCUGGCGUGUGGCAGCACCGCCGUCAACAGUGUGCUGGGACUGACCUCCGUGUUCUGCAUCUCUGUGGUCGACUUCUUCUUCAUCACCACCUCCUACGUCGUCAUCUUCAGCUCAGCGCUCGGAUCCGGUAAGUCGGGCAUGAAAGCGCUGCACACCUGCGUGACUCACAUCGUGGUGAUGACCGUCAGCCUGACCCUCAUACUCGUGGCUUUCCUGUCGUAUCGGAUCAGAAACGGUCUUCCUGCAUGGUUUCGGGUUUUCUUCAGCACCUUGUACCUUCUGUUCUCGAGCUGCUUCAACCCGAUCAUCUACGGCAUCAGAACCACCGAGAUCCGGCAGCACAUCCUGAAGACGCUGAGCUGCUCCUAA